Messenger RNA from Drosophila takahashii, 2198 nucleotides. It is a transcript of the gene Orct2, whose product is annotated as Organic cation transporter 2. Gene Ontology annotation, cellular component: membrane. Gene Ontology annotation, biological process: transmembrane transport. Gene Ontology annotation, molecular function: transmembrane transporter activity. NCBI's taxonomy places the organism in Eukaryota, Metazoa, Arthropoda, Insecta, Diptera, Drosophilidae. The record is from RefSeq and is a predicted model, not a curated record.
GAUAUAUGGUAUCCGAGUAUUUGAGUACCAGAGCGGGUCGCUAUAUACACUCUGUUGGCCCUGUCCGUUUGCCUGAGCUAUUGCAUUGGGUUUUCGUUUAUAGCUUAGUUCGGUUUCGCUGGCCCAAGGUGACGCAUCGUCGGAAGCUCCGGGUUUUUAGUGCUUCCUCUCCACUUCGGUUCUGUUCUGUUCUGGCCAACAUAUAACAUUUUUUGGCAACACGUGUUGGUUGAUAAUUGCCGGAACGGAGAAUUAUAGCUCUCUCGUUCUCUGCUUUUAAAGGGAGCAAAGUACACGUCAACGUAGCUGAGAACCGAGUGGCUUUUCGGCUUCUCAGGAACUCAGCUGAGUGCGUCGACAUCACGAGAUAGUGCCAAAAAGCAUAGCGGUUCCGAUUUAGUGAUUCAUUAGACCGCCGCCACUCGACGAAGUCAGCUGCGCGAAAAAAAAAGGAAUCUAAAAUUUAGAUUUUUCCAAGUUCCCCAAAAACCAUGGGCUACGAUGAGGCCAUCGUCCAUCUGGGCGACUUUGGACGCUACCAGAAGAUCAUCUACUUCCUCAUCUGCCUGACCUCUAUUCCCGUGGCCUUUCACAAGUUGGCCGGGGUCUUUUUGCUGGCCAAACCCGACUUUCGUUGCGAGUUGCCCUUUGAGAAUGGAAGUACCCACUAUGAGUUGUCCAGUAACCUUUGGAACUUGUCGUUUCCCCCGGGAGAAAAGUGUGCCUACUACGAUGUGAGUUAUAGUGAAGAAUAUCUAAAUGGCAGUAUUCCCAGGAGUAGCAAUGAAACCAAGAGCUGUGACCGCUACGUUUACGACCAGGGAACGUAUCUAAAUAGUGCGGUGACCGAAUGGAACCUGGUUUGUGGUCGGGACUUCAUGGCCGCCACCAGUGAUUCCCUCUUCAUGCUGGGCGUGCUCCUGGGGAGCAUAGUCUUUGGCCAACUGAGUGAUAAGUACGGCAGGAAGCCCAUACUAUUUGCCUCUCUGGUCAUCCAAGUGCUCUUUGGAGUUUUGGCUGGAGUUGCUCCCGAGUAUUUUACCUACACAUUCGCUAGAUUAAUGGUGGGAGCUACUACAUCCGGUGUCUUCCUGGUGGCCUAUGUGGUGGCCAUGGAGAUGGUGGGUCCCGACAAGCGCCUCUAUGCCGGCAUCUUCGUGAUGAUGUUCUUCUCCGUGGGAUUUAUGCUGACUGCGGGAUUUGCCUACUUUGUCCACGACUGGAGAUGGCUGCAGAUUGCUUUGACUUUGCCGGGAGUGAUCUUCAUGUGCUACUACUGGAUCAUUCCGGAAUCAGCCCGCUGGUUGCUCUCCAAAGGUCGCAAGGAUUGCGCCAUUGCCAAUAUGCAGAAGGCAGCGAGGUUUAAUAAGGUGGUGAUAAGUGAUGAGGUUUUGAGUGACCUACUGGAUGAGGGUGAAUCCACGGAGGAGAAGGCCAAGCAGAAGUUGGAGGAUCAGGAUCAGGGACCUCCGCCCUCUGUUUGGGAUCUCUUCUGCUAUCCCAAUCUCCGCCGGAAAACGCUGCUUAUUUUCCUGGACUGGCUGGUCACGAGUGGCGUUUACUAUGGUCUCUCCUGGAACACCAAUAAUCUGGGUGGCAAUGUGCUCCUCAACUUCCUCAUCUCGGGAAUGGUGGAGAUUCCUGCUUAUAUAUUCCUACUGCUUACCCUCAAUCGCUGGGGCAGAAGAUCCAUUCUGUGUGGCUGCCUGGUAAUGGCGGGUUUGAGUCUUCUGGCCACAGUCAUCAUUCCGGAGAGGAUGCACACCCUAGUCGUAGUUUGUGCCAUGAUGGGCAAGCUGGCCAUUACGGCCUCGUAUGGAACCGUUUACAUAUUCUCCGCCGAACAGUUUCCCACGGUGGUGAGAAAUGUGGCCUUGGGAGCCGCUUCCAUGGUGGCCCGCAUCAGUGGAAUGAUGGCGCCGUUCCUCAACUUUUUGGCCACCAUCUGGAAGCCACUGCCGCUGCUCAUCUGUGGAUCUUUGGCCUUGGCAGCAGGAUUGCUAUCCCUGCUCCUGCCUGAGACCCACAAUAAACCCAUGCUGGAAACCAUAGCCGAUGGCGAGCGAUUUGGCAAGAAGACCAAGGGAGAUGUCUACCUGGAGGCGGGACAGGAACUUCAGCUGAAGCCGGAGAUGCAGCCGCUCAAGGGAUCAUCUGAAACCAAUGGACUGCAGACCAAUGGCCACCACAAGUACUAG